UGCAUUUCUACUGUGACACUUGUUCUGUCCCAAUCUGCCGGGAAUGUACCAUGGGACGACAUGUAGGUCAUAGUUUUAUCUACCUCCAAGAUGCCCUUCAAGAUUCAAGAACCCUCACCAUCCAGCUGCUAGCAGAUGCUCAGCAAGGACGCCAGGCUAUUCAGCUGAGUAUUGAACAGGCCCAAGCAGUGGCAGAGCAAGUUGAAAUGAAAGCUAAAAUGGUGCAGUCUGAAGUCAAAGCUGUGACAACUAGACAUAAGAAGGCCCUGGAAGAAAGAGAGUGUGAACUGCUAUGGAAGGUGGAAAAGAUUCGUCAAGUCAAAGCCAAGUCGCUCUACUUGCAAGUUGAAAAGUUGCGUCAGAACCUGAAUAAAUUGGACAACACAAUUAGUGCUGUUCAGCAGGUCCUAGAGGAGGGGCGCACCAUAGAUAUUCUUCUGGCCCGGGACCGCAUGCUGGCUCAGGUGCAGGAGUUGAAGAAUGUGAGAGGCCUUCUGCAGCCCCAGGAGGAUGACAGAAUCAUGUUCACACCUCCUGACCAGGCUUUGUACAUGGCCAUAAAAUCAAUGGGGUUUGUUAGCAGUGGGGCUUUUGCUCCUCUGACCAAAGCCACUGGGGAAGGUCUCAAACGUGCACUACAGGGCAAAGUGGCCUCCUUCACAGUGAUGGGAUACGACCAUGAUGGUGAGCCACGCCUUUCAGGAGGCGAUAUGAUCUCUUCAGUGGUGAUGGGCCCUGAUGGCAACCUGUUUGGAGCCGAUGUUAGCGAUCAGCAAAAUGGGACCUACGUGGUCAGUUACAGGCCACAGCUGGAGGGAGAGCAUCUUGUUUCAGUCAUGAUGUGCAACCAGCACAUUGAGAACAGUCCAUUCAAAGUCAUGGUGAAAUCUGGGCGCAGUUACAUUGGCAUUGGGCUACCAGGGCUUUCGUUUGGCAGUGAGGGAGAUGGUGACGGCAAGCUGUGUCGUCCCUGGGGAGUCAGCAUAGACAAAGAGGGCUACAUCAUUGUUGCUGAUCGCAGCAAUAACCGCAUUCAGGUGUUUAAGCCUUGUGGCACCUUUCACCACAAAUUUGGCACGUUAGGCUCUCGGCCUGGCCAGUUUGAUCGACCUGCGGGUGUUGCCUGUGACAUCUCACGUAGGAUUGUUGUGGCUGACAAGGACAAUCAUCGCAUCCAGAUCUUCACGUUUGACGGGCAGUUCAUUCUGAAAUUUGGGGAGAAAGGAACCAAGAAUGGGCAAUUCAAUUACCCAUGGGAUGUGGCAGUCAACUCUGAAGGCAAAAUCCUAGUCUCUGAUACGAGGAACCACCGAGUUCAACUCUUCGGGCCUGACGGUGUGUUUCUGAAUAAGUAUGGCUUUGAAGGGGCACUCUGGAAGCACUUUGAUUCCCCAAGGGGUGUGACUUUCAAUCAUGAGGGCCACUUAGUAGUCACAGAUUUCAACAACCAUCGCCUUUUGGUCAUCCAUCCAGAUUGCCAGUCAGCACGCUUCCUUGGGUCAGAAGGCACUGGUAAUGGCCAGUUCCUGCGCCCACAGGGUGUGGCAGUGGAUCAAGAGGGGCGCAUCAUUGUGGCUGAUUCUAGGAACCACCGAGUGCAGAUAUUUGAGUCCAAUGGUAGCUUUUUAUGCAAAUUUGGCACUCAGGGGAGUGGCUUUGGUCAGAUGGACCGUCCUUCAGGUAUAGCAGUCACCCCUGAUGGCAUGAUUGUUGUGGUCGACUUUGGAAACAAUCGGAUUCUCGUCUUCUAAUUUUGUUGUCUGAAUUAGGAAGAAACUGUCUCAGGGAAAUUCUUUUUUUCUUUUUUUUAAGAUAACGAAAAAAUACAACGUUGAUUCAAACCUACCUCAUCUUUAUUUUUAUUUUUUUUUACAGGUGAAUGUACUUCUUUUUUCUGCAGGGAGUGAUCCUGUGAAGUUAUAAAUUCUAUCUACCUCAUUAUCUUUUUCCCCCUCCCCACUCCCUGCACACACAGUUCAGUAAUUUUUUACCUCUUCCCCCCAGACGGGGCAUCAUGCACAAAUGUGUUGCUGUGCACAUUAGGUGGUCUGUGUGGUGAGUUCUGUAGACUAAGCCAAAAAGGCUCUAUGUAUCUUUUUAAAUAUAGAAGGGGUCAGAGGGGGGGAAGCAGUAGCAUUAGCUAUUUGUAGAGAAUUUUGUGUUCUUGAUCAUACUGUGGCUUGGGCUGGGAGGGUGGUUUUUUUUAAUUGCUGCUGCAGCAGAGAACUUUUUCUUGUUCUCCUUUAUUAUUUUUAAUACCUCAAUGUGUUUGAUUUACUGUUCAACAUAGUGUCUUGUUCCCAGAAGACUUUGAUCUUUUUGUGGAAAUGGGUGGGGUUCAGUAGCCAGAAGAAGCAUGCUUGCAUUUUUGGCAUGUGUGUGUUUUAAGAGUAGUAAUCCCACAGCACAACAUGAAACUAAGAAAAUGCACAGAUUUCUGUUUUUUGGGGUUUUUUAAACAAAAAAAAAGUCACUUCUGGUGACUUAGCUUAGUUUAUAAGAUUUAAUGAAAAAGCAAGACUCUUUAAUGUAUUCUCUAUUCUUUAAUUUUCUUUUAGUCUUUUUUGUUGACUCUUAGCUAUAUUUUGAAAAACAAGUUUCCAUUCUUCCCUCCUCUUGUUUUAACCACUAUGAAUACCAUUGGUGGUUACAAGGAGUAUGGCAACAAGGAAGAGUGAACCCUUGAUUUUGAAGUUUUGUUUCUUGUGAAAUAGCUAGUCUUUCUUUUCCUUCCAUUUAAGACUUUUUAGUUAGAAUAACUGAGUUAAUAGAUGUGUUCUGGGACAAAUUAGUAUGUCUCGUUUUCCAAAAACAAGCACAACUUUGGAAAUUCAGGGUGCAUUUCAGAGAUCCAACUAAUCAGUGACAAGAAUGGAACUUUUUUUGUUCUUUUCCCUUCACCCUUUCAUAUCUUCCUCUUCCUCCCCUUCCAAACAGUUGGAUCAAAAGACUUGGAGGCAAGGACACCCUAAUGGCCCCAUGGAUUUGUGGUACUAGUCCUGAUUAUUAAGUAAUUAACACAAGGCACCAUGGAUCCACGUGCAUCUUUUCCAGGGCAGCACCAAAGACUUCUGCUUAAAAUGGGGACAGUGGCCAAUCAAAACUUUUGAAUUCUGAUUAAAUUCUGAAUCUGAUUUUAAGCUGCAAAGCUUGGCUCUAACUAGGGAAGAAGGGAUUCUUGUUUUUUGGAGAAGCAGAGAUUUCUGUGGAGAGGGCUGCUUUACCAAGCCACAUGAAUUAUAAUUCUUGUGAAGUUACAGUCUGCACUUAAGUAUCUUCAUGCCAGUGUUAACAGCUAAGUUGGGAUGGGACUCCCAAGACAUAUAUUGCCUUGCCUUCUGGGUAGGGCCCAUGAUUGCAAACCAAAAGAGCUAAUGUAGUUAGCAUGAAGAGCUUUCCCAUCAUGUGGGGAUUGAAGACUUCAUGCAUCAGUGACUAAUCUCCUUGCUUUGCUGUAAAAAUUGCAUUUUCUAUUCCAGCAAGAGCUGUGCUGAAAGACUGAGCAAGGUCAUUAUCUAAAAAAGCUAAAGUGCCUUGCUACCCUUGAAGGAAAGUGUUCAUCUCUCCAAGAUCCCACUCACAAAAGCAACCUAGAAUAUUGAAGGGUUCUUUCCAUGUUAAUGGAGUAUUUCAAGGUGUAUCUUCUUUCACUGCGUUUUCCCACUAUCGGACUUCCAAGAAAGUUAUUUCCUGUUUUUAGAAAUCCGUGUGACCUAUACAUUCACACUCCAUGAUAUAGCUACUUUGGAAGUGAAGCCAAGAGACUUGGGAUAGCAAAAUUCCCCUUUUUAAAAUAGGGAGGAGUUAACCCUAAAUUACACAAUAUAGAACAACUACUCUAUCUUCAACCAAAGUUUCAUGAAGCAAAUUCUUCAAAGCAACAUACUGCAGCUGGCCUUAAUUUUAAGGGAGAGUGUUGUUGAAAACCCUUUUUUUUUAAUAUCAAGGAUAAUCUUUUAUACAUUUGAAUAUGGCCAUUCAGAGCAUAUGCAUGAUAAAGCAAGCCGUUCCUUUUUAACACUCACAAUCUGGUUCUGUCUGACUCCUUGUGAAAGAUGUUUGUGUGUUCUUCACUAGGAGAAUUGUUUGUUUCUUGGGCUGUGGAAUUAAUUAGAUUAAAAGAUCUAUAUACCAAAGAACUGGUUAAAAGCUUUAAUUUUUAGUUUGCAGUAUCCUUGCAUUUAUCCCAUUUUGUAUCUUAAAAAUGCUUGGCCUUUUUUUUGUCUUUUUUACCUUGACCCAUAUAGCUGUCAGUGCUGGAUUAUACCAGAAGAGCUAUUGUGCUUAUUGUUUAUUGGCUUUGCCCUUUCAGAUUUCCUUUCUUCAAGGCGUUAUUUGAAACUGCUUUAGCUGCUUCUGGCAUUCUUUGUGUCGAAUUGUAGAAAAGUUGCUCUUGUCCUUCACCAUCCCUGUAGUGUGGAAGGGCUGCUGGUUGGUGGAAUUUCCAUUGACCUUUGCUAUUUUGCAUUGUCGUUGCACAAGCUUGAAGAAGGCCGCAAAUCUCUGAGGGAGGAAUGUUGUGUUUUUUGUUUAAGUUUCUGUUACUUAGUUCAGUGGAUCUGCGUACAGCACAAACAAAAACCAUUUGGCCUCUAAGUGUUUCAUUUCACAUGUUGGGAAGCUUUGGUUUUUAAAACACUACUGUAGGGCUACCCAAAUUAAUUCCUAAACUGUUACUGUAGUAGAUAGUGCUAAGCACACUUGAUCUCAUUUGAGAGUAUUAGCUUUUCAGAUGGAGUGUUUAUAAUGCAAUAAAAUAAAGUUAGCAUGAUGUUCUAGUGAAAGUAAAAUGCCAACAUUGAGUGCCCCAUAGGGGUUUUUAUUUGGUUAUAUAAUUCAUAGGAUUUCAAAUCUGGCUCAAAAUUUUAUUCUAUGCAUGUUCUCAGGCUAUUAUUAGAUAAUGCCCCGGUAUCCUAAUGCGUGUAGAGACUAAGUGUUGGACAUACAGACUGUGUGUGUGUGAAAGGGUGAACAAAAGUUUGAAGCGGAGUUGCAACUUUGCGCUUGUUCUUUACUGUUCAGUACAAUCUUCUGAACUGGUGAGUGGAUUUCAGCAGGGAAAGUGAGGCUGGUUUAUCUCUUUCUCCAAGCUCUAGCUUUAGUGAAGAAGGACAGCUCUGGAUCUACAGGUUUGUGCACUAGAAACUUGCAGAGGAAUUUUUAAUUGUGCUGGGUUAAACCAAUGUUGGCUGUCAGGAAACAUUCUGUUUCGUGAAAGAUGAUCAGCAAGUAAAACUCACUAUUCUCCCAAUUCAGCCAUAUGAAGCAGAUCUGACUCUAUUUCAGGGAAAGUUUCAACAUCGUAUUGGCUGAGGGCUUAGAAGCAGUCAUGAUACUGGGUGAUGCAGGAUCCUCAGGUAAUUCACUCUUUUUUUUUUUUUUUUUAAUUAGAACCCUUUAAAGUGUAACUUGCUGGGGAUGCCCACAAACAUAUACUGUAAGGAGUAGAAAACCUGAAAGUUAGUGUAUGUUAAGGGCAAAAAUAGUCAAGUGGGAAACUGAACGAGGCACUUCAAUGUACUCCAAUGGAAUUGCUGGAGAGGGGUUCAGUCUCUUUAGAGUUAAACCAAAAUUUAAUUUAUUAGAGGAACAGUCUUUAGGCCUGAUCCAGCCAUAUCUUUGUUUUAAUUUCUUCUGAAGGUCAUGAGAUUUCUAUGUUCAGUUCAGGUUUAAAGAAAAAAAAUGUGCCAAAGGUUUUUUUUUGAGGGUUUUUGUUUGUUUGUUUGUUUGUUUGUUUUUUAAAGGAGCCUAUCCAAAUGGUGCCAAAAGGUAACAUGGUAUUUAAAGCAAAAAAAAUAAAAAGAGGAAAAAAAGACGUUUAGACAAACAGUUUGGAGCUGUAUAAAAAAUAAACACUGGUACUUGCGGUAGACAAAUAUCAUACCUCUGGUCCUUGAGACUGUUGGAGAGUGAAACCCACUUUGCUGUGGUACAGAAUGCACAAAUGCCACUCAUUUUAUUUUUUUCCUUAAAGUUCUACCUCACUUUGGAAAAAUAAUCUACCUCAAUUUAGCAUCAAACAGGUCUUGGAAGUAAAUCUGCAUGGGGGGGGAGGGGGUAAAGGGUACAUCCAGCUGCUGAAUAAGCAUUUUUAUUUAAAUGGAAUAUUAUUGACUGAGAACAAUAUGGCAACUUUUUUUUCAUUUGUCUUUUGCUGCCUUCCCAUGGAAAUGCUAGGCUGCCCUUGCUAGAGAAACUGUAAAUAAAACCAAAUGUUCCCACACUCAGGCAAGUCUUAUGAGCAAAUAUGAAUAAUUUCUUAAAGUAUGAGUUUUCACUAGGAAUUAUGCAAACUUAAAUCAUGGUUUGUUUCAGUAUUAUAAUACUACUGGUUGACAUGACAUUUUUAUUUGCAGAAUUCUUAUGUCCUUAAGACCUUUAGGUCUUCUCUCUACAAGAGGAAAAAUAAUUGUACUUUUUGCAUGCUUCCAUUAUAUAUCCUGUUAGAAGAGACUAAGGGUAUAAUUUCUCUAAACACAAUGCUACACCAAAUGCUUGAAGGGAAUGAGACUUUUUUUGACUCGGUGAUUGUAUAUAUAGACUUCUUGACACAACAGGAUGUUUUCCACCAUGACCAUGCAACCAAGUUCUUGUUUUUACAGGGCUUUUCAGACUGAAUGUCCUUACAGCCAAUGGCAGCUCAAGUGUUGGGCUUUUAUUUGAUCUUGAGCAGUGGUGCUUUUAAGUGUGCUUAGUGUUUUUACAAAUGGAGUGAAGUUGGAAAAGCACAUAAUCAAAUAACUGCGUUGAAAAUUUUAAUUUGUUUCUGUCAUAUGGGUGAGUGACAACAGUUGGAAAAGUGAGUAUAGCAAGCCACUAAUGAUCAAGUGUCAGGUUGGGUUUGGUAAAUGUUUUGGUGGAAAAUGUACCUAGUGUCUAUGAUCUUACGGGUUAACAGGCCAGGCUGGCAUUUUUCCAUCGUUGUUUAACCAGUAAUGGUUCUAAAAAAGCUUUGUGUACCUGCAUGGUCUUAGACCUCCUCUUAAUGAUUGUAUCAACUUACAAACUCAGGUAGAUAUUUUUUUAAGCUCUUUGCGCAGAGCCUUACUGACUGAAUGUUAAGUGUCUUUGUAGUGAAUGAAGUAGGUAGAUAUUUUUCUUUGAACUUCCAGACCAGUGAACUCCUUUAUAGGUUUGUAGAAUGCUUCAGUCUAUGUAGCAGUUUCCUUCAGAGGAAGAAAUUUUGUCAUGUUUCUGGAUUUGUUUUUUAGGUUCCCUCCUCCAAAGUGACUAAAAUUGGUAUUUUUUUUGUUUGUUUUUAACUAGUUUGUUAAACCAGAUUGGUGGGGGAGGGUUUCUUUCUUUGUUCACAUUGUGUAUUAUGCACUGCUUGAUUACAGAUGGAUGCAUUUUAAGUGUUAAGCGUAUGUAUACAACCUUAAUGUGGCCCUCUAAAGGCACAUAUAAGCAAAAAUUAGCAACAGUGCAAAAAAAAGACAACUCUUGCCAAAUAAAACCAAUGUAACAAACUUGAACAGUUUUUUUUUUUUUUUUUUUUUAAAUGCCCCCUCUUAAUUUACCAAAGAGAGAGCCCCAUCUUCUAAUUACUAGCACGGAAGCAUGGUCAUCUUGAUGGCAGACUGCUCUGAUUUUUAACUAGGUGCUCAGAGCCUUAUGAUUGAUUAAUAAAAUAGGCCAUGGCAGUAAUUUGCACCCUCCAAAAAAAGUUUCACUUCACUAUUAGGACAAAAAAUUGGUGAGGUUUUUAACUUACAAAUGUUACAUACUGCAGAGGAGAAAGCAUGACAGGUCAUGUGCAAACUCUUAUGUAGAACAAGCUAACAAUGUUAGAAAACGCUUGUGUUUAACGGAGGCUUCUGAAUGUAUCUUUGUGGUCCAUGGAGAAGGCUGAAGGAUGUAGCAAGGAGAUGAUGUAUCAGCUACUGGCAGCCUUAAAACAAAGUCAGUGUCUCUUUGGACUUUAAAAUGUUCCUAUGCAGUUUUAUUUUAUUUUUUGUUUAAUCAAAUAAAUGUGAGGAGUUUUUUCAUGGCAAGCUUGUGUGUGUGUGUGUGUCUCUCUUUGUUUUCUUCCUUUCUAUUGCAUCCCAGAAGAAAGGGACAAAAGACGACAUGGCAAACCUGAAACCGUA
Messenger RNA from Alligator sinensis (Chinese alligator), 8090 nucleotides. It is a transcript of the gene TRIM71, whose product is annotated as tripartite motif containing 71. NCBI's taxonomy places the organism in Eukaryota, Metazoa, Chordata, Crocodylia, Alligatoridae. Gene Ontology annotation, molecular function: protein binding; ubiquitin protein ligase activity. The transcript has 4 exons. Gene Ontology annotation, biological process: proteasome-mediated ubiquitin-dependent protein catabolic process; protein polyubiquitination. The record is from RefSeq and is a predicted model, not a curated record. The coding region runs from base 51 to 1751 and encodes 566 amino acids.